UCCAAGCACCCAAGUCUACACUACUUCUUCCCACCUGCCAACAUGAAGGCUUUCCAGCUCCUCGUUAUUGCCACUCUCGCUGUCGCUGGCGCCAACAGCCAGAACGACAACCUUCGUGGCACCGUCCCUCCCUCGGAUAUGGAUGGCACGGCCGUGGACUCGAUCCACACGAGAGACUCACCGACAGAAGCCAUCCCCUUCAUUCCAACAGGCAUUCCGACAGGCAUUCCAACAGACCAACCUUUCUAGCUCGUGUGUAUAUGGCUGUUAAUGUCUAGUAAAAAAAAAGCAGCACGUAACAAUUUAGCAAGCA
This is a messenger RNA of Phytophthora nicotianae INRA-310, 313 nucleotides long. RefSeq lists its product as hypothetical. The transcript has a single exon. Lineage: Eukaryota; Oomycota; Peronosporomycetes; Peronosporales; Peronosporaceae. The record is from RefSeq and is a predicted model, not a curated record. The coding region runs from base 43 to 249 and encodes 68 amino acids.